This is a messenger RNA of Oncorhynchus gorbuscha (pink salmon), 2714 nucleotides long. RefSeq names its product voltage-dependent T-type calcium channel subunit alpha-1I-like. The record is from RefSeq and is a predicted model, not a curated record. Gene Ontology annotation, cellular component: voltage-gated calcium channel complex; voltage-gated sodium channel complex; plasma membrane. Gene Ontology annotation, molecular function: low voltage-gated calcium channel activity; voltage-gated sodium channel activity. Gene Ontology annotation, biological process: calcium ion import; membrane depolarization during action potential; neuronal action potential. The transcript has 14 exons. Lineage: Eukaryota; Metazoa; Chordata; Actinopteri; Salmoniformes; Salmonidae. The annotation marks the transcript as partial.
GUGUGUGCGCAUAUGUUCGUGUGUGUAUGUGCCUACUGUAUGUUUGCUUAUUUGCGAGUAUGAUAUGCCUUUCAGUAUGUGUGUUACUGUCCCUGUUGUCCCAGGUUGUCCACUGUGUUUCUUAACCCUUUGCUGCCCAUACGUGGUUCGAGAGGAUCAGUAUCAUGGUGAUUCUGCUCAACUGUGUCACCCUGGGGAUGUACCAGCCCUGUGAGAACAUCGACUGCACUUCAGACCGCUGCCAGAUACUACAGGCGUUUGAUGCGUUCAUCUACAUCUUCUUUGCGUUGGAGAUGGUGGUGAAGAUGGUGGCGCUGGGAAUCUUCGGGAGACGCUGUUACCUUGGCGACACCUGGAACAGACUAGACUUCUUCAUCGUCAUGUCUGGGAUGGUGGAGUACUCGUUGGACCUGCAGAACAUCAACCUCUCAGCCAUUAGGACAGUCAGGGUCCUCAGACCCCUCAAAGCCAUCAACAGAGUCCCCAGUAUGCGUAUCCUGGUGAAUCUCCUCCUGGACACACUGCCCAUGCUGGGAAACGUCCUCCUGCUUUGUUUCUUCGUCUUCUUCAUAUUCGGCAUCAUCGGAGUGCAGCUGUGGGCGGGAUUACUGAGGAACCGAUGCUACCUCGAGGAAAACUUCACCCUUUCGUCAGGUCUGACCCUACCCGCGCCUUACUACCAGCCGGAGGAGGAUGACGAGCGCCCCUUCAUCUGCUCUCUGGCCCAGGAUAACGGGAUCAUGUCGUGUGGUGACGUCCCGGCCCGGAGGGAGGGGGGAAGGACCUGCUGUCUGGACAGGGAGGAUGCCUACCACCGCCAGUCCCUGGGGCUCAUCCCUGAACCACUAGUCAACAGUUCAGCCAGUGCAGUGGGUCUCUGUAUCAACUGGAACCAGUACUAUACUAGAUGCCAUACUGGACAUAAUAAUCCACACAAGGGGGCGAUCAACUUCGAUAACAUCGUAUACGCCUGGAUUGUUAUCUUCCAGGUGAUCACCCUGGAAGGCUGGGUAGAGAUCAUGUACUAUGUAAUGGAUGCUCACUCCUUCUACAACUUCAUCUACUUCAUCUUCCUCAUCAUCAUUGGCUCGUUCUUCAUGAUCAACCUCUGUCUGGUGGUCAUCGCCACCCAGUUCAGUGAGACCAAGCAGCGGGAGCACCAGCUGAUGCAGGAGCAGCGGGCCCAGUGCCUGUCCUCCUCUACCCUGGCCAGCCUGCAUGAACCGGGGGACUGCUACGAAGAGCUCUUCCAGCUGGUCUGCCACAUACUGCGCAAGGCCCGCAGGAGGUCUGUAGCCCUGUAUAACCAACUGAGAGGAAGGCCUCUGCCACCACCGCCCACUAGAGGGAGAGGAAGAGGAGGAGGAAGAGGAGGAGGGAGUGCGAACGGAGGGGAAAGGCAUCACCUGAGGCAGCCACGCCAAUCUCCCUGUCCUCACCAAAGCAAGCUGGACCUAGUCCACAGCUCCCAACCCCUGGGCAACUCCAUCGCCCUGGCCGUCCCUCAAAACACAGAGGACUGCCCUCAGUGCGCUGCGGCACUGUCACUCAGGGAGGGGACGGGAGCUGUGGGCGACUCGGCCAAUGGGGAGGAGGAGGAGGGGGCUGUGGAGGAGACGGACAGGGAGGAGAACCACUUGGAGGAGAAAGUGGAAGAGGGGGAGGGAGUGAAGAAGAAGAGGAAGAGGAGGUCGUGUUUUGGACACUGUAAGGACAUGUGGGAUGAGAUGAGGAAGAAACUUUGGGGCAUCGUGGAGAGCAAAUACUUCAAUAGAGGAAUCAUGAUCGCUAUUCUCAUCAAUACUAUCAGCAUGGGGAUAGAACAUCACAACCAGCCGGAGGAGCUGACUAACGUGUUGGAGAUCAGUAACAUUGUGUUCACCAGUAUGUUCACCCUGGAAAUGAUCCUCAAGCUGACCGCCUUUGGCUUCUUCGCCUACCUGAGGAACCCCUACAACAUCUUCGACGGCAUCAUCGUCAUCAUCAGUGUGUGUGAGAUCAUAGGUCAGUCUGAUGGAGGUCUGUCUGUCCUGAGGACCUUCAGACUGUUGAGAGUGAUCAAGCUGGUGCGCUUCAUGCCAGCGCUACGCAGACAGCUGGUGGUGCUGAUGAAGACCAUGGACAACGUGGCCACCUUCUGCAUGCUCCUCAUGCUUUUCAUAUUCAUCUUCAGUAUCCUGGGGAUGCACAUCUUUGGCUGUAAGUUCAGUCUGAAGACAGACACUGGAGACACUGUUCCUGACAGGAAGAACUUUGACUCUCUACUGUGGGCCAUUGUCACUGUGUUUCAGAUUCUGACUCAGGAAGACUGGAACAUGGUGCUGUAUAAUGGAAUGGCCUCCACCUCUCCCUGUGCUGCUCUCUACUUUGUGGCUCUAAUGACCUUUGGCAACUACGUCCUCUUCAACCUGCUGGUGGCCAUCUUGGUAGAGGGCUUUCAGGCUGAGGGGGAUGCCAACCGGUCGUACUCCGAAGACGACAGGUCCUCAUGUAACUUUGACGAGAACUCUGACAAGCUGAAGGACUCUCUUCAUCUCUCUGACCCUAAGAUCUGCACCCUAACCCCCAACGGUCACCUGGACCUGUCCCCAACGCCCACGGGUCUGUACACGGCCGACAGGCUCACUUUCGCUCUGGGCUCACGCAAAAACAGUGUCAUCUCUCUGGGCAGGGCUAACCUGGAGGGCAGGGCUAACCUGGAGGGCAGGGCUCUG